AUGCUAGCGGCGUAUGCCGGGAUUGGGCAUCGUAUGCUCGCGCAGGAGACAUUCGAUGCGAUGCCCGAGCGCGAUAUCGUGUCCUGGACGGCGCUCCUCACCGCUUUCGCAAGAAGCGGCCGAUCGGAUCGCGUGGAGGAGCUGUUCGCGGCGAUGCCAGUGAGGGAUCUAGUGUCGUGGAAUUCGAUCGUCGGCGCAUAUGCCCUUGGAGGGCAUCUGGAGGAGGCCAAGCGAGCGUAUGAUUCCAUGCCCGAAAGAAACAUUGUCUCGAGCACGACGAUGCUUAGCGUUUUUGCGCAAACCGGGCACAUUGGUAGCGCCAGAGCAGUGUUUGAUUCGAUGCCCGAGAGGAACUUUGUGUCGUGGAGCGCUAUGAUCUGUGCAUAUGCCCAAGCAGGGUAUCUACGAAAUGCGGAAGAACUUCUGGCGCGCUCGGCCGAGGUGAGCGUCGUGUCCAUCAAUGCGAUCAUGGCGGCUUACACGCGCAUGGGAGAUUUCGAUCAAGCUAAGCAGCUGUUUGAUUCCAUGCGCGAGCGGGAUCUUGUUUCGUGGAACUCGCUUCUUGCGGCAUUUGCCGCAAAAGGGGAUAUUGAUUCCGUAGAAACUCUGUUUUCUAGAAUGAAAGAGAUCGAUGCUGUGUCGUGCAACACAGUUCUGGCAGCAUACUCGCAAUCUGGAAAGCUUUCCAGCGCUGUAAACGUAUUGAGUUCAAUGCCCGAGCGGCAUCUUCUCUCCUGCAACGCUAUGAUCGCGGCCUUUGUUCAAAACGGGCAUUUGGAGGAUGCCAAGUGCUUGUUCGACGACAUGCCCCAGAGAGACGUUUUCUCUUUCACGGCUUUGCUCUCCGGCUAUGGCGGCCAAGGCUUUCUCCAGGAAUCGCGAGAGCUCUUCUUCCAAAUACCCGAGCAAGACACAGUCUCUUGGAACGCAAUGCUUUCGGCAUUCUCCACAAAAGGGCUUCUUCCAGAGGCAAAUCGCCACUUCGACACAAUGCCGGACACGGAUCUCGUGUCCUGGAACUCGAUCAUAGCCGCAUACGCUCAGAACGGCCACCCCUCCACCGCCGAGGAGCUCUUCUUCGCAAUGAACACGCAAGGGGUGACCCCGGACGAGACAUCCUUCAUUUGCAUCGCUUUGGGUUACAGCCAUGGCGGGGACGUUUCCUCGGCGUGCUGCUGCCUCGCUUCGAUGGUGGCGGAGUUUGGAUUGAAGCCCUCGAGGCAAGUCUACUGCUGCAUGGUGGAUUGCUUGGGACGCGCAGGGCGUGUGGAAGAGGCCGAGGAUCUUGUGAGGAGCAUGCCUUACGAGCCAAUAUCCGUGGAUUGGACGUGUUUGCUGGGAGCAAAGUCUAGAAAUCGAGGGCAAAGAUCUCAUGCUGUUCUCCUAGAACAAGCUUUGAGUGUAGAUUCUAGGAAUUCUUCUGCCUAUGUUCUUCUGGCAAAUAGCAGCAAUUUUGUUUAG
Molecule: messenger RNA, 1461 nt
Organism: Selaginella moellendorffii
Lineage: Eukaryota; Viridiplantae; Streptophyta; Lycopodiopsida; Selaginellales; Selaginellaceae
Product: pentatricopeptide repeat-containing protein At4g02750-like
Exons: 1
Coding region: 1-1461 (486 amino acids)
Molecular function (GO): protein binding
Source: RefSeq, a predicted model, not a curated record